CGCAGCGCAGGAGCGCUGGCACUGGUGUUGGCCCACUUUUCUGCUGGGUAAGUGGGUUGGAGAACCUCAGUGACCCGCAGAGCUCUGUCUGCGGGGCUCCGGGACUCGGGUGUGGACGGAACCGGGCUGUUUGGGACGGGAUGAGAAGCUUAAAGGCAGAGAUUUUGGAUUAAACUGGCUGAGAGCGCGCGGGUUGAAAUGUCCAGGCAGAGGUCGGUGCUGGCGCUGGGGAGGUGUCUGGCCUGUCUGGAGUUUAUGUUGUUUCCGGUGUGGCGGGGGAUCGGGACCAGUAACGGAGCCGGGUGGACCCAGGGCUGGGGCCGCUGCUUGAGAUGGGACUCGGAGAGUCCGAACCGGGGGACCAGGUUCCUGGUGUUCGACUACCCGGUCUGGCUGGUCCUGUGUCGGCGUGGGCGCGCCCGGCUCAGGGAGGUGUGUCAGAGAGGGAGGGGUGCCAUCAGGCUGCCCACAGACAUGCUGAGCAUCAAACUGCCACAGGUCUUUGAGAUCCAUCAGAUCCCCAAGGUGUUCAGGGAGGACAGCAUCAUCUCUGGGUACCGUCACCCCUGCAGCUCAGCGCUGGACUGCGUCCUCAGCAGCUUCCAUCUGAACAACGAGACGGUCAACAUCUGGACCCACUUCCUGCCCACGUGGUACUUUGUGUGGUGUUUCUGCGCUCUCUGCUCCAAGAUGAACUUCCUGAACGACAGCUACACCUGGCCUCUGCUGGUCUACAUGCUGCUCAUCUGUAUUUACCCCUUCACCUCCAGCUGUGCUCACACCUUCAGCACCAUGUCCCCCGAGUCCCGCCACAUCUGCUACUUCUUCGACUACGGAGCCCUCAGCCUCUACAGCCUGGGUUGUGCCAUCAGUUAUGGAUACUAUGUGAUGCCUGAGUGCUGGGUGAACAGCUGGCUCCAUCAGCACUUUGUCCUCAUCGCCAUCGGGAACACUCUGUUCUGCACCAGCAUGUCCUGCUACUCCAGAUUUGUGGAGUUGCAGUUUCCAAAGAGAAGCAAAGUCCUCCGAACCGGAGCGUUCGUGGUCCCGUUUAUAUUCGACACGGUUCCUCUGUUUUACAGGGUGGUCCUGUGGUUGUGGGGCAGCUGCAGUCAGAGCGACGCCCUCUCCAGUCAUUGUUACCACCUCCUCUUCGCCUUCCUCACCUGUUUUCUGUUUACGGCCCACCUCCCAGAGAGGCUGGCCCCGGGCCGCUUCGACUACAUCGGCCACAGCCAUCAGCUGUUCCACGUCUGCGCCGUGGUGGGCACACACUUCCAGAUGGAGGGCGUCAUCGCCGACAUGACGACGCGGCGGGCCUGGCUCCAGACCCACAGCGUGAUGCCGUCCUUCCUCGGGACCAUCGGGGCGCUGGCGGUCAGCCUCGCCCUCAACCUGGGCGUCAUCGCCAUCUUCAGCGCGCCGCUGCUAUGGAAACCUGGCCACGCCUCCAACCAGCAGCACACCUCAGCCUGCGAGAGCAAGGAGCAGUAAGGGAACAUUAACCCCCAAAAACAACAACAACAACAAAACAAACUGACUCACUUUCCACAGGAAAGACUGGGCUGUUGGACAGCUCAGUGCUGCUUUAACAGUUUGUGUUCACUCGGAGGCUGAGGACCCGCUCACACCAGGGCCUGGGAACCAAACACUUGUUUCCUGGUGACUUCUGUGCUUCUGGAAGGUUCUGGGUUGAAGGAAGCCUCUGACGUAACACAACAUGUUAUUAUCUCAGCCAGAGUCCUCCUCAGAGUUCUGAGGGUUUAUUAGAAAUGGACUCCUCGGUCCCUCCAGGUCAAAUAACGCAGAUUGGACCGUCGGCUCUGAAACAUUGUUGAUUCCUCUCUGCGCCGACGGCGUUGAUUUUCUGAGUUCUUUUUAUUUGAUUUUUUUAUUUGAUUUCUGAUUGCCAGCCUCAUUAUGAGCUGCACAAUCCGCUCUCGACAGGAGGGGGAAGGAAGUGUUCCAGUGAGGCCGGCGGUGAUUAAAACACAGGUACCACUUUUGUAACGUUGUGUUCCCAUGGCAGCGCCGUCCUCUACGAUGGGCGUUGGGGGCAAAUGGCUUCGUUCUUCUUGUUCCUGAGCAGAAAAACAACAAAUAAUGGCGUCUAACUUGACUUGAUGUGGACUCGGUCGUUUCCAGUGAAUUUUUAAAACUCUUUAAAAUUGAUGCGAUUUAAAAAAGAAACAAGAAUUUAUUUAAGGUUUGGGGUUUUAUAACAUUAAAAUACGUUUCAGAUGUGACUCCUGUUUACAUUAACCACUAAAUGAACAUAUUUGUAGCGUUGUAUAUUUAUUGCUUAUUUUAGCUGAAAAAUAAAGUGUUUUUUUAUUUUU
Messenger RNA from Austrofundulus limnaeus, 2339 nucleotides. It is a transcript of the gene paqr6, whose product is annotated as progestin and adipoQ receptor family member VI. NCBI's taxonomy places the organism in Eukaryota, Metazoa, Chordata, Actinopteri, Cyprinodontiformes, Rivulidae. The record is from RefSeq and is a predicted model, not a curated record. Gene Ontology annotation, molecular function: signaling receptor activity. The transcript is spliced from 8 exons. The coding region runs from base 199 to 1494 and encodes 431 amino acids. Gene Ontology annotation, cellular component: membrane.